This is a messenger RNA of Funneliformis mosseae, 153 nucleotides long. The record is from the annotation of a GenBank genome assembly. Lineage: Eukaryota; Fungi; Glomeromycota; Glomeromycetes; Glomerales; Glomeraceae.
AUGUUUCGUAUCGAAUCCGAGGUAAACCCAAUUGCAGUGGAAGGAAUUAUGGAAUAUAGGUCUCCGCCAUCUCAUAUUAAGGAAAAUUCGUCAGCAGCACAAAAAAACAAAAUCAUAACUUACACUCACCAACUACACCGACAAAUAAGAUGA